UGGCAGCGGCAGCAGUAGUAGCAGUUGGCACGGUCGCGGCGAGGAGGUUGACGACUUGCCUUACACUAUACAGGUGGCAGGUGUGUGCGCGUGUGUCUGUUAUCAUAGCUGCCGUCCGUGUCCGCGCUUCCUUAUCAGUGCCGUCCGGUUACUACAGUCUUCGAGUUUUCUGCGCCGAAAAGUGGACAAAUGUUUAGUGAAUUGUUUCAAGGACGUGUAGUUAGAUAAUUGUGUCGUGGAAAUGUUUUCUUUGUAUGUUUUAAGUUGUGAGUUUACAGAUUGGGUGGCCUUCUUAUUCUAAGUUACGGACUAACUGGAAAAUGAAAGCACAUUGUCAAGAACAGCCGUCUGAUAUAAUAUAAAUAGGAAAGUGUAACGUACGCAAUUUAAAGAAUCGAGUGUUCCAACCAGUUUGUAUUCUAGUGAGAAACCGUUCAUAUCCGAGAGUGAAGAGCUGAAAUCCGAGAAAGAGUGAAGGAGGACAACGAUGGUCUGUGAGUGAGUGACGGUGGGUGUGACAAUGGGGGCGGCGUACAGCGGGGGCAGCGACACGAUUACUGGGGGGCGGGAGGCGGGGGGCGGAGGCUAACAUGGUUCCGUACAACCUGCAGGACAUGCCGUCCUACUCCAGGCUGCUGCAAGGCGACGAUGAUAAUGAGUACUUCUUCCUGGAUGAUUUGAAGCCCAUCCAGAGCCAGCACGCCCCGCCCCCCCACCACAACAAUGUCUAUCUCGAACUUCAGCCCGCAUCCGAGAGUACCUCCUCCACUCACAUGUUCCUGGGAGGAGCUCAGACUCCAACUUCUAGCAGGGUGGGCAUGGAAAUACCUCAAGUGGACAGCACUAGAAAUCUGUCCAAAAAACGGAAAUCUUCCUCUUAUCAUGUUGGCAUGGAAAUACCUCAAGUGGACAGCACAAGAAAUCUGUCCAAAAAACGGAAAUCUUCCUCUUAUCAUGGCAGUGAUUAUGAAGAUGACACCUUCGAUGACAAUAAAUCCGUUAGGACAGACGACAACAAAAAACAUAAUCAUAGCGAGAUAGAAAAACGGCGGAGGGACAAGAUGAACACCUACAUUCUGGAACUUGCCACGAUGGUACCGAUAUGUAACUCCACGUCCCGUAAAGCUGACAAGCUGACAGUGCUGCGGAUGGCAGUGCAGCAUCUGAAGACAAUACGUGGCACCAUUCACUCAUAUUCUGAAGGCCUCAGGCCUCCCUUCCUGUCCGAACAUGAACUCAAACAACUAAUUCUCCAGGCCACUGAGGGGUUUCUCAUUGUCGUCACCUGUGAUCGAGCAAAAAUUCUUUACACUUCAGAAUCUAUCACUCGGAUUUUAAAUCUUACACAGGUUGAAGUUCUAGGCAAGAGCUGGCUAGAUUUGUUACACCCCAAUGAUGUUCAGACAGCUAAAAUUCAGCUCUCUUCAUUUGAUCUCUAUCCUCGAGAAAAGCCUCUAGAUGAUAAAACGUAUGUGCCAUUGAAGAUUGAGAUACCUCCCGGGCACUCCAAACUGUGGCAUGGGGGUCGCCGCUCAUGCUUCUUGCGUUACAAGUAUAACUCUCCCUCUAAAGAGGCUGACACAACGACUGGCUGCCCGAAUAUAACCAAUACUGAUUGUAUUAGUGACGAUCGAAUAUACAUUAGGACACACUGUGUUGGCUACCUCAAGCCCUGGGCGGGAGCAAAGGCUCUGCUGAGAGAGCUAGAGAAGCAGGAGGCGAAGGCAAGGCAAGACGUGAAGUCCAGACAAGAUGCUGGACUGAGCCCAGAGUCUUCAUUCAUCUCUGAGAUGGAGGAAAGUAGGACUGAUGAAAGAGAGUAUAAUAAUGACGAUCUGCCUUGCCUGGUUGCAAUUGCACGAGUGUUACCCAAUGAUGUUCAUCCUGAUAUACCCCGCCAUUCUAUUAAAAUUCCCACCAUUCAGUUUUACUCCAGACACACCUCUGAUGGCAAAUUCAUUUUUUGUGAUGAGAAGGUAACUUUGGUGCUUGGCUUCUUACCUCAGGAUUUAGUUGGAACCAGCAUGUACGAGUACUUCCAUAAGGAAGACAUCCCCAGACUUGCAAAGUUGCACAAAACUUGUCUUUACAAAUCCCUCACAGUCACUACUGAGACUUACAGGUUUAGGAAUAAAGAUGGUCACUAUGUUCAUCUACAAAGUGUAUGGAAACCUGUCUGGAAUCCUUGGACCAAAGAUUUUGAAUUCUUCCAUGGCAAGAAUACACACAAAUCGCCAAUGGACUAUGGGGGUGUAAAGGUGGAGAGCAGUCAGUUUGAACACUCUGAAUCGCCGGAGCCCAAUGAACCAAUGAACAGCUUCGAUUUCUGCACCUCUCACAUUAAUGGCAGUGCCCUGAGUAGUCAGGAUACCAAUCGCAUGCUCUCCUCACACAUUGAGGCCAGCAAGAUCGGGCGGCAGAUUGCUGAGGGAAUGUCUCGACAGAGACCAGAGGAUUCUUCCACCUCACCAGCCAAUCACUCUCCACCAUACAGAGAACUUGUAAACCAGGCAGAUCAGUCUCAAGUGAUUAGUUCGGUGCUUCACGAGAUGCCAAGUCAGAGCCUGAUUAGAACAUGCAACAGUAACCAUAGUGCCAAUAGUCCAGGGAGCGAGAUUAACAAUUACACCAGUGCUGUACGCAACAAUGUCACUCUCACUAGUCUUGCCAACGAUACAGGAGACCCAGACGAUGUGAUAGAGAUGAUUGAGCAGACAGAGUCACCCCAAGCAGACGCCCAGAGCAUCAACAACCACGGGAAUGAUGAAGCAGCCAUGGCUGUCAUCAUGAGCCUCCUGGAGGCUGAUGCAGGAUUGGGCGGUCCAGUAGACUUCACCGGUCUUCCGUGGCCACUUCCUUAACCCCUUGGAUGCCUCAUAUUAUUUAUUAUGCCUUAAUUAUCGUACAAUUUCAAUGAUUAUAGUUAAAAUUUUCGCAACCCAAACAUUAAAUUCAGAUGUUAUAAAAGUUAAAUUAUGUUAGAAUGUGUAGUUACUUUACCAUGGCAAGCUGACAGAGAAUUCAUUCAUUGUCAGUCAUCUUUGGUUUUCAAAUUUUAACUUCCCCCAACACAGAAGGUGAACUCUCUCUCCAAAAUGAUUUUGGUGUCAUGUCAUUAUUAAAACAAGUUUGGAUA
Messenger RNA from Homalodisca vitripennis (glassy-winged sharpshooter), 3136 nucleotides. Its product is annotated as protein cycle-like. The record is from RefSeq and is a predicted model, not a curated record. Bases 591 to 2861 code for a protein of 756 amino acids. Gene Ontology annotation, molecular function: protein dimerization activity; RNA polymerase II cis-regulatory region sequence-specific DNA binding; DNA-binding transcription factor activity, RNA polymerase II-specific. The transcript has 16 exons. NCBI's taxonomy places the organism in Eukaryota, Metazoa, Arthropoda, Insecta, Hemiptera, Cicadellidae. Gene Ontology annotation, biological process: regulation of transcription by RNA polymerase II. Gene Ontology annotation, cellular component: cytoplasm; aryl hydrocarbon receptor complex; nucleus.